CUGAGACUAGCGACACGUGGCGGCGGAUCAGAGAAGAGCAAUGAUGGCGGAUCGCAAGCAUAACAGACGAGAUUGCGCCGACGACAGAGGGCCGCAGGAGGAUGGAGGCAGAGUGAAAACUAAGCCUGUCUCUUGUAGCACUGUGGGGGGAGAAGGGACCGCAGUCAAACGUACAUCCCACCAUUUUACACAUGAGGAUGAAGAGGAGCCCUCAGCUGACCCACCAGCACCCAGCAAAGUUUCCAAAAUAGGCUUUAGCAUGAGCAGUUCGACUGCGAAGAAGUCCAACCCGAUAUCAAUCAAACUUGGAGCAACAAAACCAAAAGAGCCCACACCAUCACUUCCUCCAAAAAAGCCAGGGCUGGCAUCUGUUUUUAACGAUUCUGACGAUAGUGAACCUGAGGAGAUGCCUCCUGAAGCAAAGAUGAGGAUGAAGAACAUCGGCAGAGAGACGCCAACAUCUGCGGGACCGAAUUCAUUCAACAAGGGCAAGCAAGGUUUCUCUGAUAAUCAAAAACUUUGGGAAAGGAAGCUGAAGGCCGAAGGCGACAAAAAAUAGAUGACUGUCAUUAGUGGAUAAUUCUGCAUGGGGUUAAUGGUCCAGUGUGUAAGAAUUAGUGACAUCUAAUGGCGAGACUGCUGAAUAACAAGCUGCUCACUCCUUCCUUUCCCCAAGUGCAUUGUGGAACUACAGGGGCCUUCACAUACCAGAAAGGGUCUUCUUCUUCAUUUGCAUAGUUAGCUUCUGCUUCUAUGUAAGAAAGACGUUCUGGCUGGCUGUCCCUGUGGGCUACUGUAGAAUAAUUGCAGAGGAAGGUGGUGGUCUCCACACUGGAUGCGUUGCGUGUGUUGUGCUGCAUGUUGCGUGUCCGCUAGGGCUGCAACCAACAAUUAAUCAAUUACUAAAGUAAUCAUGAACUAUUUUGAUAAUCGAUUAAUCACUUUGAGUGUUUUUUUCAAUAAUUAAAACAAGCUUUCUGAUUUUUCAGCUUCUUAAAUGUGAA
Molecule: messenger RNA, 1004 nt
Organism: Solea solea (common sole)
Lineage: Eukaryota; Metazoa; Chordata; Actinopteri; Pleuronectiformes; Soleidae
Product: PEST proteolytic signal-containing nuclear protein-like
Exons: 5
Coding region: 41-559 (172 amino acids)
Biological process (GO): protein ubiquitination; proteasome-mediated ubiquitin-dependent protein catabolic process
Cellular component (GO): nucleus
Source: RefSeq, a predicted model, not a curated record